This is a messenger RNA of Nyctereutes procyonoides (raccoon dog), 181 nucleotides long. RefSeq lists its product as uncharacterized. The transcript has a single exon. The record is from RefSeq and is a predicted model, not a curated record. The coding region runs from base 1 to 153 and encodes 50 amino acids. NCBI's taxonomy places the organism in Eukaryota, Metazoa, Chordata, Mammalia, Carnivora, Canidae.
AUGAAAAACACCAGCUGGAUUAGAAAGAACUGGCUUCUUGUAGCUGGGGUGUCUUUCAUAGGUGUCCAUCUUGGAACAUACUUUAUACAGAGGGCUGCAAAAGAAUCUGUAAAAUCUCAAUCUAGAGGCAAACAACAGAGUAUUGGAGAAUGAAGUAAAAAUAAAUAUUUGGAAUUACUAA